AUGGGAAACACGAGUAGCUGUGGUGCUUGUACCUCGUCUUGUUGUCAGGAUUGUUUCGGAAAACGUCAUCGAAAUGGGAUCUAUGAACCACUCUUGCAAGACAAUGAGCGUGAUGCGAUAGCCGAACUUUUACGGUUUCUCGAAAAUCGCAGCCGUACCAACUUUUUCCGAGGUGAACCACUUCAGGCUCUUACAACUUUGGCAUAUUCGGAUAACGUGGAUUUACAACGAUCGGCUGCACUUGCAUUUGCUGAAAUUACCGAGAAAGAUGUAUCUCAAGUUGGAAAGGAAACGUUGAAUCCCAUUCUUUUCUUGUUACAAUCGCAUGAUGUGGAAGUACAACGUCCGGCGAGUGCUGCCCUGGCAAAUCUAGCAGUCAAUACGGAGAAUAAGCUGUUGAUUGUCAAACUCGGAGGUCUUGAACAAUUGAUCCGCCAAAUGGGAAGCCCCAGUGUCGAAGUUCAAUGCAAUGCAGUGGGUUGUAUCACAAACCUUGCUACACAUGAUGAUAACAAGGUCAGGAUCGCCAAGUCGGAUGCUCUUAGGCUGUUAGUGGAUCUGGCACGUUCAAAGGAUCAACGAGUACAACGCAAUGCUACAGGUGCCCUUCUCAACAUGACACAUACUCAGGAUAAUCGACAGCAAUUGGUGAACGCGGGUGCUAUUCCUGUGCUAAUCAGCCUUUUGAGCUCGCAAGAUGCGGAUGUCCAAUACUAUUGCACGACAGCCUUGAGCAAUAUUGCUGCUGAUGGUAUGAACCGUAAAAAGCUGGCGCAAACGGAUUCAAGGCUUGUUCAAUAUCUCAUUGCCCUGAUGGAAACCAAAAGUCUCAAAGUACAAUGCCAAGCAGCCUUGGCUCUCCGAAAUUUAGCAUCGGAUGAAAAGUAUCAACUUGAGAUUGUUCGAUGCAAAGGUCUUACUCCAUUGUUGCGCUUGCUCAAGUCGUCAUUCCUUCCACUCAUCCUAUCAUCGGUUGCAUGUAUCCGCAAUAUCUCUAUUCAUCCUGCCAACGAGUCGCCAAUCAUUGAGGAAGGAUUUGUGAAUCCAUUGAUCGAGCUACUAUCCUAUGACGACAAUGAGGAGAUACAAUGCCAUGCCAUUUCAACGUUGCGUAAUCUUGCGGCAAGCUCUGAAAGGAACAGGAAAGCCAUUGUGGAAGCGGGAGCGGUGGAACGUAUCCGUACCUUGAUUCAUCGUGUACCUGCAAGUGUACAAACGGAGAUGACGGCAGCUAUUGCUGUUUUGGCGUUGAGCGACGAAUUGAAGCCACAGCUACUAAGCAUGAGCAUCUUGCAAGUUCUGGUGCCCUUGACGGCAAGUACCAAAAUGGAGGUGCAACGCAAUUCAGCAGCUGCCAUCGGAAACCUGAGUUCAAAAGCCAAGGAUUAUUCGCCGUUUGUAGACGUGUGGACUUCACCAGCGGAUGGCUUACGACAUUUUCUGAUACGUUUUCUUGAUGAGAAUCAAAGCGUCGCGCUUCAACAUAUUGGUGUUUGGACAAUUGAGCAAUUCUUGGAAGGAAAUGAUCCGGAGCUGGUAUCAAAGAUUGCAAGUACAUCUGAGAUUGUAGAUUCUGUCACACGCAUUGCCAAGUCGCCCGACCUUUUACGACAAGCUCCACCUGAAGAUCCUGCCGAUGAUUUGGACGGCGACAUUGUUGGCCUUGCAAAACGCGUGGUCAGUGCGCUUAGUAACGUUGAUGCUAAAAAAUAA
Messenger RNA from Lichtheimia ornata, 1713 nucleotides. RefSeq lists its product as uncharacterized. The transcript has 11 exons. The record is from RefSeq and is a predicted model, not a curated record. Gene Ontology annotation, cellular component: fungal-type vacuole membrane. NCBI's taxonomy places the organism in Eukaryota, Fungi, Mucoromycota, Mucoromycetes, Mucorales, Lichtheimiaceae. Gene Ontology annotation, biological process: vacuole inheritance; nucleus-vacuole junction assembly. Gene Ontology annotation, molecular function: protein-membrane adaptor activity; protein binding. Bases 1 to 1713 code for a protein of 570 amino acids.